Lactuca virosa is the source of this 516-nucleotide messenger RNA. Lineage: Eukaryota; Viridiplantae; Streptophyta; Magnoliopsida; Asterales; Asteraceae. The record is from the annotation of a GenBank genome assembly.
AUGGUUCCAAUAUUGGUCUAUUUGUUGAUCAGUUGGCAAAAACAUUUAGAGCCAUGCUCCGUAAGAUAUUUUUGGUUGAAAUCAAUUAAUUUUUGCAACCAUUGGAGGGAUGUAUCAAUUGCAAAAUUGAAGGCAAUUCGUGAUAUUUGGAGAUCUUCAGCAGAAAGAUUUGGUGAUCGGGUUGCAUUGGUUGAUGCACAUCAUGACCUACCUACAAAUAUGACAUACAACCAGCUAGAGGAGGAUAUUUUGAAUUUCGAGGAAGGUUUAAGAGUUAUUGGAAUCAAACCAUGUGAAAAAGUUCUACUCUUUGCUGACAAUUCAUGCAGAUGGCUUGUUGCUGAUCAAGGUAUUAUGGCUACAGGAGCAAUAAACAUUGUGAGAGGGUCUAGAUCAUCUAUAGAAGAGCUCUUACACAUCUACACUCAUUCUGAAAGUGUCGCACUUGCUGUGGAUAAUCCUGAAUUCUAUCACCGAAUUGCAACGAGAUUUAAUUCAAAGGCAUCUGUUAGAUAG